AUGCAUAGACCUGGAGAGAAGGAUAUCGCCGCUUCCGUGGUGCCGGAAUAUGCGCAGCCGUGGGAUAAAGCGGUUGAAAGCCGUGUGGUUCGCAAAAUUGACCUUGCGCUGAUUCCUUUGAUGUGGGUCGGAUAUGGGCUGGUCUAUUUUGACAAGGCGAUCCUCGGUGCAGCCGCCGUGUUUGGUAUGAUAACGGAUCUUGAAUUGACGGUCGUGACGGAUCCGGCGACGACUCCGCCAAAAGUCUCAACAACACGACUGAGCUGGGCGACAUCGUUGUUCUAUUUCGGCAUGUUAGCGGGAGUCGGACCCUUGACGUACUUGUUCCAACGAUUCCAUCUGGGUCGCACCAUCGGCCUCGUGGUCAUCGUUUGGGGCGCAAUAGCAAUGUCGACCGCGGGGGUGACGACCCAUCAAGGGUUGUGGGCUCAACGCUUCUUCCUCGGAUUUGCAGAGAGCAUAAUGCCAACGGCCUUCAUGGUCAUUGUGAGUGGGUACUAUACUCAAAAAGAGCAGACGUGGCGCCAAUGUCUUUGGUAUUCUGCGACCGGAGGCUGGACGGUCAUUGGAGCAGCGAUCAACUUCGGCUUUGCCCACAUUACCGGUGGGGAUUUGAAGAAAUGGCAAUAUCUGUAUCUCAUGGCAGGCUCCUUGACGGUGCUGUACGGGAUUGUCUUUCUCUUCUUUCCUAACUCGCCCGCGCAAGCGUGGUGGUUUGACGAAGAGGAGAAAAGAGUGGCUAUUGAGCGGUUGCGCAUGGGUCAACUGGGGGUCCGAUGUCAGAAGAUUAAGUGGUCUCAAUUCAGAGAAGCCUUACUUGACCUCAAAAUUUGGAUCAUUGCCGUUAUGAUGGGCGCGGCAUAUUCGGUCAAUGGAGCCGUGUCGGGAUUCGGCCCGCUCAUUGUGUCCACUUUUGGCUGGUCUGCUUACGACUCAUUGCUUUGGCAAAUGCCUCUUGGAGGUGUCUGUUUUGUGGGAAUCCUCGUCGCCGGAUUUCUCAGUCUCAAAGUCCCCAACAUCAGGUUGAUCAUGUUGGUAGCCUGUUGCUUACCUGUCAUUACUGGCUGUGCCAUGAUCUGGAAAAGCACCUGGUAUGAGCAUGCCGCUGCCCCCAUUGCUGGCUAUACAAUCAUUGGCUUCUUUGCACCCGUGACGAGUUUGAUCGUGAGUAUGGGGAUGGCUAAUGUUUCGGGAAAUACCAAGAAGAGUUACAUGGCAGCGGCGACAUUCGUCAUGUACACGGUGGGAAACAUCUCAUCCCCUUUCUUCAUUGUCUAUCAGACGGUUGAUGACCAUUACCCAGGGCUCUGGGAGGGUGUCAUCGGGUGUUACGUGCUGGUGAUCGUUCUGGCGACGGUGCUCUAUAUCAUGCUCAAGAUGGAGAACCGAAGGAGGAAUCAAUUGAAUCUCGAAGAGAAGGAGGCCGAACGGAUUGCGUUUGACGAUCUGACGGACAAGGAGAACAUGUACUUCCGGAGCACAUCCGGACUUUCUAUCGUGAUCGAACUUUUUAAUUUUUCGCGUGUGACAGCUCCACUGCUUCAAUCCAUUAAUCUUUUUGUUGUGUCUGUACGAUCCUUUCAACUUCUUCCUACUCUCUUUAUAUUGAGACCGGGCCCGUUCACCAUGUUUGCCCUUCGGCGAUGCGCAUCACGUUUUCUCUCUUCGCGACCUCCCGUCCUCGCUGCCCCUUCGCGAACAUAUACCUCCUUCAGUACACCUUCCAUAAGAAUCGCUCCUAGAAGUUCACUUCUUCAGACUCCGCGGAGAUGGGCUUCUACCGAACCGGAGAAAGGACCCCAGGUCCCCAUUUCCGAAUCUCCCUCCGCAGAACCGGCACCGGCCGCUGCAGAGUCCACCAAUACCACCGAAGCAGCAAAAGAGGCUUUACCGGCUGCCGAAACAAACGGGAGCAUAGUUGACGAGCGUAGAAAUGCUGCUCCUGAAGCGGCGCCAGCUGCCGAACAAGUAUCAUAUACUACCCCGGCAGGCAAUGCCGCUUCUGCUCAAGGGACCCCAUCCUCACAGCCUCCACAAUCAUGGGAUGGGGCAUUCGAACGGAAACCAACACUCUAUGUUGGAAAUUUAUUCUUUGAUGUUACCGAAACCGACCUCAUCAAGGAGUUUGCACGUUUCGGCACGGUGCUCAAUUGCAGAGUCAUUCGAGACAGCCGUGGUUUGAGCAAAGGAUUCGCCUAUGUCGAUUUCUCAGCACAAGAGGCUGCCGACGCGGCCUUGCAGCGGCUCAAUCUGCAAUUGUUUGAAGGCCGUCGUAUCACUGUCCAAUAUGCGGCUCGCCAAAGUAAUGAACUCGACUCCCGGCAUGGCGCAUCACCUCCCCAACCACGAAACCCCCCAUCUAAGACCCUAUUUAUUGGCAAUAUGUCCUUUGAGAUGACAGACCGCGACCUCAGCAACCUCUUCCGCGGUGUGCGGAACGUCAUCGAUGUCCGAGUGGCCAUCGAUCGACGAACAGGUCAACCAAGAGGCUUCGCCCAUGCUGAUUUCAUUGAUGUGAAGAGCGCCAUGGAGGCCAUGAACUCGUUGCAAGGAAAAGAAAUAUAUGGUCGAAAGUUAAGAGUGGAUUAUUCGUUCAGUUCUGUGAAUAGAGCGCCAAGGAACCAACCUCCCCCAGAAGAGCCUUCGACGUCUCAAUAA
Messenger RNA from Rhinocladiella mackenziei CBS 650.93, 2658 nucleotides. RefSeq lists its product as uncharacterized. Gene Ontology annotation, molecular function: transmembrane transporter activity; RNA binding. Gene Ontology annotation, biological process: transmembrane transport. Lineage: Eukaryota; Fungi; Ascomycota; Eurotiomycetes; Chaetothyriales; Herpotrichiellaceae. Gene Ontology annotation, cellular component: membrane. Bases 1 to 2658 code for a protein of 885 amino acids. The record is from RefSeq and is a predicted model, not a curated record. The transcript is spliced from 6 exons.